AAAUUAGGUACAGUGUCAAGGGCAAAUCAGUCAUUUCGACACCACAGGGUAACCACUCGUUCGCGUUAGCGCGGUAGUUUUAUUCAAAGGCCAGUAAUGAUUUUCAGAGUAGCUGCGAAAGCAACUAACAAUUAACAAAGAAGUCGACGCCAUAACCACUCCUCGUAGAGUAGAGCCCCAUCUUCCUCAGUCCUCGCAGAGAUUGAGAGAAAGCAAUCAUUUUGUCGAAGCUCCAAGUUUUCCAACAAUGGCGGUCUCGGAUUUCAUGAGAUGAUGAUUGUUGGUGUAUAGCUUGGGUGGCCAUUAUGUUCUGUACAACCCCAGCAACACAUUUGCUUUAUUAAGCAUUUGGGAACAUAAAGCAUUAACCGAAUAGAAAGAAAAGGUUAAUGGGAGCUGAACAAAAGAGCCAAUGAUUAAUGGUUCAUAGUUGAAUGUGUUGGACUGUUGAUAUAUAGUCUCGUUAUCAGUCUUGCCUGGAAGAAGAUUGGGUAAGGGUGAAAGAUGGUGGCCAUUGGUGGCGAGGAGCCAAUGCAAGAGCCAGGUAGCCACGGGGACAGAAUAUUUGUUUCAGUCCGGCUGAGGCCUUUGAGCGAGAAGGAGACUGCAAGAAACGAUGUGUCGGAUUGGGAAUGCAUUAAUGACAGCACUGUCAUAUACAGGAACAACCUUUCAGUUUCUGAGCGCUCCAUGUACCCAACUGCCUACACAUUUGACAGAGUAUUUGGGACUGAUUGCUCCACAACACGGGUGUAUGAAGAAGGAGCCAAGAAAGUUGCUCUUUCAGUUGUCAGCGGCAUAAACUCAAGUAUUUUUGCAUAUGGACAGACAAGCAGUGGAAAGACGUACACCAUGAGUGGAAUUACUGAGUACACUGUUACUGAUAUAUAUGACUACAUCGAGAAGCACAAGGAGAGAGAAUUCCAAUUAAAGUUCUCUGCAAUGGAGAUCUACAACGAAUCUGUUAGGGACCUCCUCAGUGCAGAUACCACUCCACUUAGACUUCUGGAUGAUCCGGAGAGAGGAACAAUUGUUGAGAAACUUACAGAGGAAACUCUGAGGGACUGGGAUCAUUUCAAAGAACUUCUAUCUGUCUGUGAAGAUCAAAGACAGAUAGGGGAAACAGCCCUAAAUGAAGCAAGCUCCAGAUCUCAUCAGAUUCUCAGAUUGGUAAUAGAAAGUUCAGCACGUGAGUUUCUUGGCUAUGACAAAUCAAGCUCCCUUACAGCUGUUGUGAACUUUGUCGAUCUUGCCGGAAGUGAGCGUGCAUCCCAGACAUUAUCAGCUGGCACAAGGUUGAAAGAGGGUUGCCAUAUAAAUCGCAGUCUACUAACUCUGGGCACUGUUAUUCGCAAGCUCAGCAAGGGAAGAAAUGGGCAUGUUCCUUACCGAGAUUCGAAGCUAACCCGCAUUCUGCACUCCUCCUUGGGAGGAAAUGCUAGAACUGCCAUAAUUUGUACCAUGAGUCCUGCACAUAGCCAUGUUGAACAAUCAAGAAAUACCCUCUUGUUUGCAAGCUGUGCUAAAGAAGUGACAACAAAUGCGCAGGUUAAUGUAGUCAUGUCGGAUAAAGCAUUGGUGAAGCAUUUGCAAAGAGAAUUGACUAGAUUAGAGAAUGAGUUGAGAGGUUCAGGACCAAAAACUGUUCCAGCUGAUUCUUCAACUUUACUAAGAGAAAAGGACCAUCAAAUUGAAAAGCUCAAGAAAGAGGUAUCCGAGCUGACUCAGCAACGAGACCUUGCUCAGUCUCAGGUUAAGGAUCUAGUGCGAGUUCUUGGAGAUGAUAAACCAUCAGCAGAGGAUCUGGAUCGUUAUUACCCCAAAUUGCGAGUGCGAAAUGCAUGGGACAUUGAAAUUCAAACAUCAGGGGCACCUGUUCAACCUGUUUCUCACGGCCGAGCCAACAGUGUUAGAUCUUUUGGCACAUCUCAGUAUUCAGAUGGAGACAGUGGGAGUAGUUCUGAUGAGACUUUAUUCCAACUUCCUGACUUGGAAGAGAGUUUCCUGCACACUGACUCCUCUCGGCAGUUGUCCGUUGGCAUUCCUAAUUUUGUUGAUGGGAAUCUGCAUCAGGAGGAGAGCAAAGAACGAUAUGAUGGAAAUUCGGAGGAUCUUUGCAAGGAAGUACGCUGCAUUGAAAUGGAAGAGUCAGGCACAAACAGAUAUGUAGUGUCAAAUAUAUCAGAUUCAAGUGCAAGCAGAUACCAAAACUCAAAUAUGUCGUCUCCGAUGGCAAACACAGCUACCUCAGGAUUGACAAUGGUUGAGAACGGAGAUGGCACAAAUCAAGAAUUGGAGUCACCCCUAUUGAACCGAAAAAUUCCAUCUUCCGAGCAGACAUCUCAGUGGCUGUCAGAGAAAGAUAUGUUUAGCCCCUCAUUCUUGAAGUUAAGGAGGACUAGAAGUUGUAGAGCACGUCUUAUGAACAGUUGGUCUUCAUGUUGGUUUGAGAUGAUGGUAGAGAAGAAUGAGAGCACACCUCCUCCAAUUGAUUUUGAGAAAAGUUUUACAGGAAGGCCUGAGGGUGUCCAAAAGAAACUUCCUUCAUUGAACUAUGGAGGUGAGAAUGAGAGGCUAUCAAGAAAUGGCUCUCAGGCUUCUGCAAGAAGUGAUACUGUUGAGGAGUGUAAAGCACAAAAUACCACAUUCACAACUGAUGACAAGAGUACUGAAUGCAGUACCUUAGCUGAAGGAACAGAGGAAAUGACUGAUACCAAAUGCAAUACUCAACUUGCUGAUCGUACGGUACUAGAGACGGAUUUAAAGCCCGUACCAUCUGCAAGGGAUGUAAAAGAUGUUGGCUUGGACCCAAUUCAUAGUGAUGAGGAAAGCCCUUCAAUGUGGCCUUCAGAAUUCAACAGGCUCCAAAGAGAGAUCAUUGAACUUUGGGAUGCCUGCAACGUGUCAUUGGUUCACAGGACUUACUUCUUCCUCCUAUUUAAAGGUGAUCCGAGUGAUUCUAUUUACAUGGAGGUUGAGCACAGGAGAUUGUCCUUCCUCAAAGACACAUUUGCUCGGGGCAAUCAAACUUUGGAAGAUGGUCAAACUAUAACUCCAGCUUCAAGCUCGAAGGCUUUGUCUAGUGAGAGACACAUGCUGACCAAGCAAAUGCGGAGGCGGCUCUCUGCAGACGAAAGAAAUAACCUUUACCUAAAGUGGGGUAUUGGGCUACAUUCAAAGAAUAGGAGGCUGCAAUUGGCAAACCUUCUGUGGAGUGACACCAAAAACAUGGACCAUAUCAUGGAUAGUGCCACCAUUGUUGCAAAGCUUGUGAGCACAGUAGAGCCUGAGCAAGCAUUCAAGGAGAUGUUUGGACUCAGAUUUGCACCCCGAGACGCGAGGCCGAAAACUCACUUCUGGACAGAAAGUUUCAAGGCUCUUGUGUAAGAGCUUGUGGGAUCACCAUGUUAGAAGUUUCAUUUUGUUCAAUUCCAAUCACCUAUAGAACAAUGAUUCCUUGACAAAUAUCCCAUUUGAUAUUCUCUCUUCUGAUUGUAAUUUUUGUUUCUA
Molecule: messenger RNA, 3510 nt
Organism: Prunus mume (Japanese apricot)
Lineage: Eukaryota; Viridiplantae; Streptophyta; Magnoliopsida; Rosales; Rosaceae
Product: kinesin-like protein KIN-7C
Biological process (GO): microtubule-based movement
Molecular function (GO): microtubule binding; ATP binding; microtubule motor activity
Source: RefSeq, a predicted model, not a curated record